This is a messenger RNA of Boleophthalmus pectinirostris (great blue-spotted mudskipper), 1083 nucleotides long. RefSeq names its product major histocompatibility complex class I-related gene protein-like. The record is from RefSeq and is a predicted model, not a curated record. Gene Ontology annotation, cellular component: external side of plasma membrane. The annotation marks the transcript as partial. The transcript is spliced from 6 exons. Lineage: Eukaryota; Metazoa; Chordata; Actinopteri; Gobiiformes; Gobiidae. Gene Ontology annotation, biological process: immune response.
AUGCACUCGUUCAGAUAUAUUGAGACGUCAUCAUCUCACAUCCCAAACCUCACAGACUAUUUUGUUGUGAUCCAGUUGAAUGAUGUACAGAUGGCGUGUUAUGAUGGGAAGGACACAAUCAGAUUCUCAGAAGAAUGGAUGAACCUAGUGUUUAAAGAAGCGCCAGAGAAACUGGAAAAUGAGAAACAACUUUUGCUUUUUUUCAAAAUUCGGUCACAAAUCCUUUUUAAUGAAGUCCUCCAAGACCUCAACCAGACUCAAGGUGCACAUAUUUGGCAAGUGAUGGCCGGGUGUGACUGGGAUGAUGAGACAGAGGAGAAAAGUGCGACUCUGCAGUUGUGUUUGGAUGGAGAGCACUUUUCCUCUCUGGACAGGAACCUAGAGAAGUGGAUUGCUCUAACUCCCUGGGCCCAAAUCAUCACAGAUCACUGGAACAGGGUCCGAGACAAUACAAACGAACCCUUUUGGAAAAAAUUUCUGAGUCAUGACUGUGGUGAUAAACUGAAGAAAUAUUUGCCUUAUGGACAACACACUCUGAGAACAGAGCUCCCCCUGGUGUCUCUGCUGCAGAAGUCCUCCUCAGGUCCGGUCACGUGUCACGCCACACGAUUCUACCCCGACAGAGCCAUGCUGUUCUGGACCAAAGACGGAGUGGAGGUGACGGAGGACGUGGACCCUGGAGAGAUCCUGCCCAAUGGAGACGGGACCUUCCAGACCAGUGUGUCCCUGGACCUGUCCUCUGUCCCCCCUGAGGACUGGGACAAGUUCAACUGUGUGUUCCAACUGUCCGGGGUCCAAGACGACUAUGUGACCAGACUGGACCGGACCAAGAUCAUCACCAACACCAAAAAAACCCCGGCCUCCAUGAUCGUUGCUGUGGUCACUGUGGGAGUUGCCGUCAUCAUUGCUUCUGUGGUCUUUGUGAUCAGACGAAAGAGAGCCCAAAACAAACGUCAACAAGAUGCUCAGAUGCAGCAAAAUCUAAAUCCUGUUGUUCAGGCGACAAACACUUCUCCAGAUCCAGAGACACAAACACUGAACCCUGAAGCUCCUGAGUCCACCGAGUCACACCGAGUCACACCG